Molecule: messenger RNA, 3267 nt
Organism: Colletotrichum gloeosporioides
Lineage: Eukaryota; Fungi; Ascomycota; Sordariomycetes; Glomerellales; Glomerellaceae
Product: AP-3 complex subunit mu-1
Exons: 6
Coding region: 1-3267 (1088 amino acids)
Biological process (GO): fatty acid biosynthetic process; vesicle-mediated transport; intracellular protein transport
Cellular component (GO): clathrin adaptor complex; mitochondrion
Molecular function (GO): [acyl-carrier-protein] S-malonyltransferase activity
Source: RefSeq, a predicted model, not a curated record
AUGGCGGGACGGUGGUUCCUGGCAGCUGGAGCUCCCGCCAGCGGCCAAGCACCGACUGUCACCAAGAGGGAGAGGAAGAGCUUCCCCCCACACACUCAUCAACUACACGGCGCAGCCUCCGAUGCCGACGUGACGAUGAACGGCGUUAUUGAGGCGCUGCACAUCUAUGAUGAGCACAACCAUGCCAUCCUGUCGCAUACGUACACGGGUCGCCCGCUGUCAGCACAGCAUCUCCUACCCCUCUACCUAGAACAUCCCGCGCCGCGCCCGAACGUAUUAUACCUUCCAAACACAAGUCCUCCGACGCUUGUUUUCAGCCUCAAGCACGCCAACCUCCUCUUCCUCGCGACUUCCUCGUCUGAUAUCGAGCCUCUCCUCGUCCUCGAGUUCAUACACCGCAUAAUCGAUGUGUUUGAAGAGUUCCUCGGUGCUCCCUUGCUGGCGCACAAGAUCGAGAGCAACUACGAUGUCGUAGCGCAGCUCUUGAAUGAGAUGUGCGAUGCCGGCAACAUCAACACCACGGAACCAAAUGCGCUGAGGGAUUUGGUCGAGGUGGAGGGCUGGGUAGGAAAGCUGUUGGGGAGCAUCAAUUUACCAGGGAAGCCUGGAAACUUUGGCACAAGCUUCUCAAACUCGAGCGCACCGUCGAUAAUUGCACAAAACACGCCGGCCUUACCCUGGCGUCGAGCCAAUGUACGACAUACCUCCAACGAGAUGUACGCAGAUAUCGUCGAGACUCUUACUGUCACUCUCGCUCCUUCGGGGAGACCACUGGCGGCUUUUUCCAAUGGAACAAUAGCAUUCACCUGCAAAGUGUCAGGCGUACCUGACAUCGUCAUGGCAUUAACAAGUCCAUCGGGCAAACACAAUCUGGCGGGUUUCAUGGACCUACCUGUGUUCCACCCCUGUGUCCGUCUGGCAAGAUGGAAAGAGAGGCCAGGGGAGCUGAGCUUCAUACCUCCAGACGGCCGGUUCAUCUUGGCCAGCUACGAAGUCGACUUGCUCCCGUUCACAAGCGGCAAGAGUGGCAACAUCAGUUCAAAUAAUCUCAAGCUGCCUGUCAACAUUGAGAUGAAAACUGGACUAGGACCGACAGGCUCUGAUUUCGAGAUUCGGCUUCACGUGAAUAAGGUUCUAGGCACAGGAGGUCCGUCUGCACAAAGCCAGUAUGGCAGAGGCGGAGGCGGUGCAGGUCGAGGGUUUGGAGGUCCCCAUGCUGGAACACCUGCAUCGCCGCUGAUGGAGGAUCUUAUCGUUACGGUGCCGUUGCCAGCUGAGGUUAGAAACCUCCCGGAACUACGACCUAGCAAGGGAGACGCGAGCUUCAGUCCUGGUGAGAAGGUUUUGGAGUGGCACAUUCCUACAAAGGAGCUGUCAGUCGGCACUUCUUACUUCGGUCUUAGGUGUACAGUUGUUGGCCAACUGCCUGACGAGGAGGACGAUGAGCUGGACCCUACUGGAUUUGGAUUCGGGAAGUCGUAUGCCUACGAUGAACCCUAUCAAGCAACAAGCCCCGUCAGAGCAAAGAAGACGACGGAAAAGGCCGACGACGAGAAAGAUGCGAAGAAGGUGGCGCAAAACAAGAUGCUGAUGCCCAGCUCAGCCUCGGUGAGCUUCUCGGUGAAGGGUUGGCUACCGAGUGGCCUAAAAGUGGAAAGCAUCUUGAUCGACCCUCGCAAGAGCAAAGGCCUGGGAGAGGGUGUUAAACCAUACAAAGGAGUCAAGUACUUGACAGUCAGCAAGGGCGGUGUAGAAACGCGAUCGGAACCCAGAAAACGCGCUGUAAGAGGUGGUCUUCAGCGCGCAAUCGCGGGGUACUCCAGCGAGAGGUCCAUCGGCCUCGGGACUUCGGUUAGGGGCGGCCACUUGGAGCAUCCGCCAAUUCCAUCUGGCGUCAUGGCAUUGAACGCCACUACCACGUUCCCUAUGCCGCCCCUCCCGGAGCUCACUCCCUCCGCCGAGGCGGCCAACGCAUAUGGGCUGAUGGGCUCGGCAGCCUCGGCAGGAGAUACAUUGCUUCCAGGAGUAGUCGGCGGCAUGCCUCGACGCAAGGGAAGCGGCCGCGGACGGCGCUGUUCUUUCCAGGUCAGUAGACAUGAGGCGAGGAGGGGAACAGAAAGAGGGAUGAACUCGUCUUUGCUGGCGACGGAUGAGCUGACGUUACGCCGCGCAGGCCAAGGAGUGCAGAAGGUUGGCAUGAUCACACCAUGGCUCGAGGCCUUCCCGGCGACGGCGAAGCCCAUCUUGGAGGAGAUUGAUCACUACAUGGGCUACAAGCUCUCCGACAUCAUCGCCAACGGGCCCGGCAAGCUGCUUACGAAGACGCCCAACGCCCAGCCCGCCAUCAUGGCGACCUCGAUCCUCAUCCUCCGCAUCCUUGAGCGCGAGUUCGGCUUCGACAUCCCACAGCGCGUCGACGUCACUCUGGGGCAUUCGCUGGGAGAGUUCGCGGCGCUGGUGGCGGGCGGAUACCUCGAGUUCGAAGACAGCUUAUAUCUGGUGCGCAAGCGGGCCGAGGCUAUGCAUGAGGCGACAAGGCGUGCCAUGGAUGAAUACGGCGGGGAGUACGGCAUGGUGGCUAUAGUGACAGAACCGGAGUACUUGAAGGGCCUGAUCGAGGCUAUACACGACUUUGUGGGACACUCGAGCGCAGGAUCCAAGGGGGAGAGCUCGGAAGACGUCCCGCCGAUAGAACAGGUGCUCAUUGCGAACAUCAACAGCAAGAACCAAAUCGUGUUGAGCGGCAACAUCGAGCGGAUCAAGACUCUUGCGACACACGUUAGGCAGUUCUUAGGGCAUGACCCACGCGCCGUGCGGUUGAACAGCGACAGCCCGUUUCAUAGCCCGAUCAUGAAGCCUGCAGUCUCGGUUGUGAAGAGCAUUCUAAACAAGAAGAGCAGGGUCAAGGGGCGUGAAGGGGAGGAUAUUAUCACAUUCCCGGGCAAGUUGCCCUGUAUAAGCAAUGUCAGCGCGAGGCCGUUCGAGAGCAAGGAGGACGUGAAGGACCUCCUGGCGCGGCAGUGCCUGGAGACGGUGAGGUGGUGGGACAGUAUCAAAUAUCUCGACCAGGAGGAGAAAGUGAGGCGGUGGAUUGGUAUCGGGCCCGGCAAGGUCGGACGCAACCUUGUCGGAAAAGAGGUGGGUAUGAGAGGAAAGGACUCGGUCAAGGGCGGUGGCGUAUGGGCCAUCACCGACCCGAACGAGAUCGAAGAGGUGCUGAAGGGACUCGAGGAUACGGAGCAUUGGUCAGACGACGAUGCCGAAUGA